AACUACAAUAUCUGCGCGACAGGAGACGUCGGAGAGGGUGGGCGUAGGGACGAACUCCUCCGAUGUUUAGGACUACACUUCUUUCAAGACCAUUUACCUUUUUUUUAAAACAACAUUGUAAAUCAGAAACUUGAAAUUAGUAUGUACGGCUCUCAAAAUAGACUUCCGACAAUGAGUCGGAGGACUAAUUCUCGACCAGACCUGACAAGCGGCACUCAGUUCGUCGUUGGUGGAAACGGCUAUCAACAGGAAUAUGGAGACGGAUACAACUAUUCACAAACUUUCUCCAGAACGUCCAUGGGGGGGAGGUGGUGGAGGUGGUGGGGGCUACGGAGGGGGACUUGGAGGGGGGGCAAGUGUGCAGAGCAUCCAACACAAAGCUUUCUUCCUGCAAAGCCAGUGUCAGGAGUACCUGCAGAGAGUACAGCAGAUUCUCCAGGCAGGUGGUCCAGCGGGGGAGGUGGACAAGCUAAUGAGUAUGUCUUCUGAGGCCAUCGACCAGCUGAAGGGAUGUGCCAUGGAGCUGCAGCACAUGAAACAACCCAAAGACAACAUCAUCAAGAGCAUACAGCAUCUCCAGAACAUGCAGAGUGGGAUCACCUCCUCCAUCAGUGGCUCGACCCAGAGGAAGAGCAGGGGCAGCAUUGGCUGGGAAGAGAGGGGGAGGGCCUACACUGAUGCCAUGUCUUGGAUCGGCCAACAGAAGCGUCUGAUCGAGACGUCUCCGUGGGGUGAGGACGCAGCCGCCACCGAGCAACAGAUCCUGAACCAGAACAAGUUCCACAGCUCUAUACAGAGGAGCCAAGAGGUGGAACGUGCCAGAGAUGAGCUGGCUCAAAAUGAUGACAAGGGUGGCCUCCAUUCCCUGCAGCAAGAAUGGGACAGUCUGCAGAAAAUGUCAUUUGCUCGUACGGGCCAGCUGAGAGAGCUGCAGAACAUGAUUGAGGAGAUCUCCAGGGCCAUCAUGUGGGUCAACGAGAGAGAGGAGGAGGAGCUGGUGUUCAACUGGGGAGACAAGAACAUCGACGUCUACAUCCCCAAGAAACAGGAAAGCUACUCCAAACUGAUGAGUGCCCUGGAGGUAAAGGAGAAGGAGCUAAACAAACUGAAGCAAAAAGUCGAUGGCCUCCUGAAGAACAAUCACCCAGCCUCAGACAAAAUCGAGGCCUACAUGGACACUCUGCAGACCCAGUGGAGCUGGCUGCUCCAGAUCACCAAGUGUAUUCAUGUCCAUCUGAAGGAGAACGCUGCCUACAGUCAGUUCUUCAAGGAGGCCAAUGAGACCUACAGCAAGCUGCAGAAGGAACAUGAGAACAUCCGUAAGAAGUUCACCUGUGAUAAAGGAACAUCUCUGGAGAACCUCACUGAGCUCCUCAAGAACCUUGAGAGAGAGAAGGAGACGAUCAUGGAGAAUAAGAGGCAGGUCAAAAACCUGGUCAACAAGUCCAAGAGCAUUGUGAGGCUGAGACCACGUAACCCUGAGGAGAAGAGUAGUAGUCCUAGUCCUGUUAUAGUACAGGCCCUGUGUGACUUCAAGCAAGACCAGAAAGGGAUCUUCAAGGGGGACGAGGGCAUCCUGACGGACAACACCCAGCGCAGUAAGUGGCACGUGACGGGUCCUGGAGGUCUGGACAUGCUGAUCCCAUCUGUGUGCCUCCUCAUCCCCCCUCCCAACCCCCUCAGCAUCGGACUGGCCAACAAGAAUGAGCAGUACUACGAGGCCAUCAUGGGCAUCUGGAAUCAGCUCUACAUCAACAUCAAGAGCCUCAUCUCCUGGCAGUACUGUGUUAAAGACAUCAACCACAUUAACUCUCUCAACCUCACCAUGCUGUCCCAGAUGCGUCCUGAGGAGUACCGUAACAUCAUAAAGAGUCUGGAGACUCACUACCAGGAGUUCCUCCGCAGCAGCCAAGGCUCCGAGAUGUUUGGAGAGGAUGAGAAGAAGAAGAUGGAGGGCCAGUAUUCUGGAGCCCAGACCCACUACGACACACUGGUCAUAGGGCUGCCUACAUACAAUCAAUCCAAAGUGGACGUGGUCAAGCAGGAGGUGGUCAAGCUGGUGGUCCAGCAUGAGCCGUCCAUCAAGGCGGAGACGACCAAUACCUUGCAGGGCUCUACCCUCAGCCUGACCCUGCUUAGUGACUUCCACGCCCUCAGACGCAGGCUGGAGCUGGCCGAAUCCGGCCUUAGCCACCACCUCCAUGUGCCCCUGGGGGAGAACAGUGUGCAUGAGUGCUCACAGCGUCUCCUAAAGCUGGAGGGCAUACGCCAUGAUCUGGACGGGGUGCGUGAUGAGUACCUGAGGCUAAGGGAGAGGGUCCUCAGGCAGCUGGAAGGGACAGCAGCAGACUCAGAGCAGGCCAAGUUCCUCAGGAAAGAGCUGGACCUCCUCAACCAGAAACUGGGAGAUCUGCAGGGACUAUCCUCUGCCUACCUCCAGAGACUGUCAUAUCUGCGGAACUUGCUACAGAGCCUCCUCCAGGCUGAGGAUGUCAUCAAGGUCCACGAGGCCCGUCUGACUGAGAAGGAGACCACCUCCCUGGAUCUCAACGAGGUGGAGCACUACAGAUCCUCCCUCAAGCAAAUGAAGUCUGAACUGGAACAUAAGAGAGACUUGCUGAAGGCCAUGGAGAGUGACCUGGUCAAUGCAGUCCACGUGAACAGUCAGAUCUCAGCCUCCUUCCACAAGUGUGAUGUGGACCUGUCCAAGUACGCUGACCUGGUGGGUCAGAUGUCUGACCGCUGGCGACGCAUCCAGACCCAGAUUGACAGCAGAGUGUGGGACCUGGAGAAACAGGAGAAACAGCUAAGACAUUUCCAGCAGAGCAGAGGAGUGGUAGACCAGUGGAUAGACAAUGCUAAGCAGCGCCAGGACACCCUGCAGGCAGCCAAGUUCAGCGACAUCCAGAACCUCAUGGAGCACCUCAACAGACAGAAGGUGCUGCACAGUGAGAUCAAAGGGAAGAAGGAGAAGGUGGAGCUUGUACAGAAGGAUGCGGACACCUGCGCCGCCUCCAUCAAGGACUAUGAGCUGCAGCUGGCCUCCUACAGUGCUGGACUGGAGACCCUGCUGAACAUCCCCAUUAAGAGAACCGUGCUCCAGUCCCCUGCCACUGUGGUCAGAGAAGAGGCAACUGACCUCCAGUCUCGAUACAUUGAGCUCCUGACCCGCUCCAGUGAUUAUUACAAGUUCCUGGGGGAGAUGUUGAAAAACAUGGAGGAACUGAAGAUAAGGAACACCAAGAUCGAGCUUCUGGAGGAGGAGCUGAGGCGUCUGAAGGAUAACAUCCAGGACCGCAGCGAGAAGAACCGUUCCUUAGAGGAUGCCCUGUCCAGCUAUAAGCUAGAGCUCUCACAGUCUAAAGAACAGCUCAUCUCCAUGGAGGAGGUGAAGAGGACCACAGCCAUGCAGGCCAGUGUGGCCAGGGAGAGCCUGGACACCACCAGCAGCCAGCUGACUGAGCUCAGUGACAAGCUGGCCCGCCUCACCUACCAGCUGGAUGAGGAGAAGAGGAAGAGGAGGCUGGCCGAGGAGCGCUAUACGAGCCAGCAGGAAGAGUACGAGGCAGCCGUGCGCCGGCGCCAGAAGGAGCUGGACGAGGUCAACUGGUCCAAGAUUGACCUGGAGAAAGCGGUGAAGGACAAGGAGCGUGAGCUGGAGAGGCUCAGGAUGCAGCUGGAAGAGGAGGCCACAAGGAGGCGCGGGGCGGAGCAGGAUAUUUCUAAGACCUCCAUGAUGGUGCAGCAGUCUCAGAACCACUACACUGAGAUCCUGUCUGAGAGGGACACCCUUCUGAUCAAGUUGAAGCAGCUGGAACAGGACAAGACUCGCCAGGGUCGCUACGAAGAGGAACUGAACCGCGUCAAGGUCUCCCUUGAGACUGAGCUCCGCAACAAACAGCGUCUCCAGGAAGAAAGAGACAAGAUCCACAAGGACUUUACAUACUGGAAGAGCCAGUAUGAACUGAAGGAGGGGCAGAUGAGGCAAUGUGACUCAGACAAGGACAAGAUGGAGAGGGAGAGGCUCUCCCUGAAGAGCGAUUUGGAGCGUAUGAUGGUGGAGCUGAGGACUGUGGAGGAGAGGUAUAAGGGCAGGCUACAAAGCUCACAGGGGGAAGUGUCGGAUCUGGCCCUGAAGAGAGAUUCCCUGGAGAGGGAGCUAAGGAGGCUGCAGCAGAGGCCUGACUCCAUGAGCAUCCAGACCCAGACGGACGAGAAAGUGGUCACUGUGGAUCCGUCCAAGCUCGUGUUCGAUGGGGUUCGCCGAAAGGUCACCGCCCACCAGCUGUGUGAUUGUGGCAUCAUCAGCAAGGCCACACUGGAGCAGUUGCUGAAGGGAAAGAGGACCGUGGAGGAUGUGGCAGUGGACAUCCAGCUCAGCCUCAAGGGAACAGGCGUCAUUGCAGGGAUGGUCAGAGGCCCCAAGGGCAGGAUGUCCAUCACUGAAGCCAAGACCAAGAACCUGCUCAGCCAAGAGAGCGCCAUCAUGCUACUGGAGGCCCAAGCUGCCACCGGCCACAUCAUGGACCCCAAAUUCAACGAGAAGAUGUCAGUUGAUGCUGCCUGCUCCAGAGGGGUGGUGGACACAGACGAUAGAGACACCCUGAUGACAGCUGAAGCCGCCGGCACAGGCUUCAAAGACCCAUACACCGGAAAGCUGCUGUCCAUCGGACAGGCUCUAAAGCAAAACCGUCUGGACAAGAAGACAGCCCUCCGUUUGCUGCAGGCUCAGGAGUCCGUUGGCGGCAUCCUGGACCCCGUUCUGAGCGUGUUCCUGCCUAAAGACCUUGCGCUUGAUCGCAACCUGAUCGACGAAGACCUCUACAGGGCCCUGAACAAGAAACCUGCCUGCUAUCUGGACCCAAUCACUGAGGAGAAGAUCAGCUACAGUGAUCUGAGGCUGAAGUGUAGGAUGGAGCCCGCCUCUGGCCUGCUGCUCCUUCCAGUCCCAGAGAAGCCCAUGACCGUGCAGGGUCUCAGGGGAGAGGUGUCUGUCACAGAGCUGAUCAACUCCAACCUGCUGUCUGAGACCGAUGUGCAGAAGCUGAACCAGGGAAAGCUCAGCAGCAAGGAAAUUGAGGACAAGCUCAAGAACUACCUGCAUGGUUCUACCUGUAUUGCGGGGAUCUAUGAUGAGGCAAACAACAGGAUCAUGACCAUCUACCAGGCCAUGAAGGAAGGUCUGCUCAGACGAGGAACCACCCUGGAACUUCUGGAAGCCCAGGCUGCCUCUGGCUUUGUGAUCGACCCUAUCAACAAUGUCUGCAUGAAUGUGGAGGAGGCCUGGAAGAGAGGCCUUGUGGGCAAAGAGUUCAAAGACAAGCUGAUGUCUGCAGAGAAAGCAGUCACUGGAUACAAAGACCCCCACACUGGCAACACCAUCUCCCUCUUCCAAGCCAUCGAGAAGGAUCUGAUUGAGAAGGGCCAUGGGAUCAGGCUUCUGGAGGCUCAGAUCGCCAGUGGUGGCAUCAUCGACCCCAAGGAGAGCCACCGUAUCGAUGUAGACAUUGCCUACAAGAGGGGCUACUUUGAUGAGGAAAUGAAUGAGAUCCUGACCUACGAAGGAGAUGACACCAAGGGCUUCUUUGACCCCAACACCCAGGAGAACCUGACCUAUCUGCAGCUGAAGGAGAGGUGUAUCACCGACCCCAAGACUGGUCUGGUUCUUCUGCCUUUGAGGGACAAGACCAAUCCUCAGCAGAUGGUUCAGCAGAGCAGCCAGAAGAACAUCCUCCGUAAGAGGAGGGUAGUGAUCGUAGACCCUGACACUGGAAAAGAGAUGACCGUGAGGGAAGCUUACCAUAAGGAGCUCAUCGACUAUGACACCUUUCUGGAUCUCUCAGAGCAGGAGUGUGAGUGGGAGGAGAUCACAAUCAGAGCUUCUGAUGGUUCAGCCCGUAUGGUUGUGGUGGACAGGAAGACAGGCACACAGUAUGACAUCCAGGACUCCCUGGACCGCGGCAUCAUCGACCAGACCUCCCUAGAUCAGUAUCGUUUAGGAACCCUGACUCUGACCAAGUUUGCCGACCUCAUCACCAGCAAGAGCAGCCUGAGCGAGCUGUCAAUCACCGCCAGCAACAUGGAAGAUGUGGCCACCUGCACCAGUCCCACCCAGGCCUGCCCUUCUUCCCCCACCGUACGCAAGCGCUUCAACAGCAUAUCCAUCACCUUCUCCCCAACAGAUGAGUUUGAUGAAGGGAGCCCCAUAGCGGCCAUCUUUGAUAUGGAGACAAUGGAGAAGAUCACCAUCCCAGAGGCUCUACGGAGAGGCAUAGUUGAUGCAAUUACAGCUCAGAAGCUUUUGGAGGCCCAGGCCUGUACUGGAGGCAUCAUCAACCCCACCAAUGGCCAGCGGCUUAACCUGCAGGAUGCCGUCCACCAAGGCCUCAUCGAUGAUGACAUGGCCACCAAGCUGAAGCCAGCCCAGAAAGCCUUCAUGGGCUUCGAAGAUGUGAAGACUAAGAGGAAGAUGUCUGUGGUCGAGGCCAUGAAGGAGAAAUGGCUGCCUUACGAGGCUGGCACAAGGUUCAUGGAGUUCCAGUAUCUGACAGGAGGGCUUUUAGAACCCGGCAAGGGACAGAAGACCAGCAUUGAGACGGCCAUCCGGAGGGGCUGGCUGGAUGGGAAAGGAGCACAGAAGCUUCAGGACACAAGGAGCCAUACCAAGUACCUGACCUGCCCCAAAACCAAGUUGAAGAUCUCCUACAAGGAGGCCAUGGACAGCUGCAUGGUGGAGGAAGGCAAUGGCAUGAAGAUGCUCCAGGCUUCCUCCAUGUCCAGCAAGGGCAUUAGCAGCCCUUACAACGUGUCCAACCCAGGCUCCCGUUCGGGCUCCAGGGCUGGCUCACUGGCUACCUCUCGUACCGGGUCCAGGAGUGGCUCCCGCAGGGGCAGUGUGGACUACUCCUCCAGCUACAGCACCUUCACCACUUCUGCCUCCAACACCUUAAGCGUCAACUCAAAGUUCUAAUAUCAAAACACACAUAUGGGGAAGGAGGGUGUGGAGUAGAGUUGUUUUUGGGUCUGAAAAUUAAAGCCUGGUCUUACCCAAGCCCGAUGAGCUGAAGCCCGAUGAGCUGAAGCCUGAUGAGCUGAAGCCCGAUGAGCUGAAGCCCGAGCUCAGGCCUGGUCCGACAUCAUAGAAAUGUGAUGAACCCAAACCCCCAUAAACAGCUAGAUUUCUAUAAGACAGCAUAUUGAUUUAAACUGAGAACGAUGCGGCGGAAGCGGUAGGCAGCGGAGUGAGGAGACGUGGAAACAGCCCUUGUCUUAGAAAAGCGAGGAGAGAGGAAAACUCACCUUAGGCCUCGUUAUGAUCAACUGAAUUACGAAAAUAUUGGAAUUAAGUAGGCUAUAGGCUAAUGCAAUUGAAGGCAUGUAUCACAUUUUUGCUUAUGGAAACUCCCAAAGUCAUAUCCAACCGUUAGCCUAUAAUACAUUUAAAGCAAUAGCCAUGGGUGGUCAACCUUGAUGAUGUUUUCAGCACCGUGUUGAUUGGGACAGUGCCUUCGUGCUGCUUUUAGACAAGCGUGGGGAUUUGUUUUCACUGAAUCUCCGUUUGGAUAUGUGUUUACAAUUAGGCUGGGAAAAUGUUAGGUAAGUUGAGGUGAGUGCUCAAGAGCCUGUUAUAGAGCUUAACACGUGGAUUUUACUCUUCACUCCCGUAGUAACCUAAACCUUGUGACUUGUCUGAUAAUCAAUCAAUGUUAUUUUGUUUCACUGAGUCUGUAUAAUUGGUUGAUCUCUGGCUGGGCAAAUAAGUGGAGGUGGUAGCUCAUUUAUUAGUUUGCUCAUCUUGUCACCGAUCAGCAACAUUUUGCAUGCAAUAAUGUAGCCUAAAUCAAGUUCAUAUUUUGCACUUGACUCUCUAUAGGCAACUCCAAAAGCCUCACAUGCUUUUGAAAAUAUUGAUUGCUAUUAUUUCCUAUUGGAAUCAUGAUGAAUGAACUAAGUGUUAUUAUUAGUAUUAUUAUCAUCAUCAUUAUCAGGCCUGGUAGGCUGUAGUAAACGUAUAUAUUCUAUUCACCAUUGAGAUGAGAGCACGUCCUGUUUUAGCUGUUUUAGCUCAAUUUACAUCAAUAUUUAAUCUCAGUCAUUCAUUCAUGUCAUUACCCAGCCUACAAGUCAUUCAUGGCCUUAAAUACAAUCAGGCAUUUUAUUUUGAAAAUGAAAUAACAAAGGGAGCCUUGAAUAAUUAAACAAUAAGUCUAGAAAUUAAACCAUUUUUAAUCUAACACCUGUUUGGCACACAAAUACGCACGUAGCGCUCGAACCUACCCUCCCUGUUCUCCUUCAUCAUUAAGCCUAGUAGAUGGAGGGGGAGAGAGAUUUUUAGAGAGAGAGCAGUAGUAGAAGCCAAGGUACCCUAGUAUUCACGAAGACAAUCACGGUCCAAACAUUUAUUUUACACAGUGCGGCAAAUCUGAACCCCGUCCGGCCCGAAUAAAUUCUCAGAACUCCAUGUCCAGCGGUCGGGUUUGGGCUGAAAAUGACAACUCUAGUGUGGAGUAGAUGGGGGUAGAUGUGAUGUAGCACAUUUGCUAUGGUUGAGGAGAGGGAAAGUGGGUUAGAUAGGGUAGAAUUUGUGAUGUGGUAUAUCUUUCAUUGAUUGGGUCGGGUUUGGGCUGAAAAUGGCAACUCUAGUGUGGAGUAGAUGGGGGUAGAUGUGAUGUAGCACAUUUGCUAUGGUUGAGGAGAGGGAAAGUGGGUUAGAUAGGGUAGAAUUUGUGAUGUUGUAUAUCUUUCAUUGAUUGAUUGUGUUUAGUUUGUUUUGUGCUGUUAGAUAAAUCUGGUUUGGGGGUAUAAAGGUUGAACAUAUUCAACCAUUUCAUGAAUAACAGUUUGUUAGAAUUAAAUCCAUGUAGAUGUUUAGAUUUUUUUUAAACUUGAAAAUAAAUGUAGUAUUGAAAUAUAUUAACGUUUUACCAAAUGUUUUGUUGUUAUGUAAAGGGAAUAUCUUACUGCUUCAAUGUCCUAGACUCACAGCAUCUAAUCUACAAUGUCUACAAUAUUAAUUUAUCUGACUUUGAAUUUUGCUUUAAUAUCACUCAAUCACUGGCAAACAUUUGCUGAUCUGAUUUUGGUUUUCAAGCAAUCCUUUGAAGUAACAAUGAAUGUACUUGACAAUGACUAACGCCUCACAACACAAUGUCCCAAUGGUACUGAAUUACAAAACAAGUAAUAAACCAUUAUGAAUUUAACCCGUUGAAUAGAUUUUAUGUAAUGAUAUAUUUUGUAUUCCAAACAAUUGAAAAAUAAAAGUUAAUUUCCCAACACUG
This is a messenger RNA of Oncorhynchus gorbuscha (pink salmon), 9278 nucleotides long. Its product is annotated as desmoplakin-like. Gene Ontology annotation, molecular function: structural molecule activity. The transcript is spliced from 24 exons. The record is from RefSeq and is a predicted model, not a curated record. Gene Ontology annotation, biological process: intermediate filament cytoskeleton organization; cell-cell adhesion; skin development. Bases 254 to 6970 code for a protein of 2238 amino acids. Lineage: Eukaryota; Metazoa; Chordata; Actinopteri; Salmoniformes; Salmonidae. Gene Ontology annotation, cellular component: intermediate filament; intercalated disc; plasma membrane.